AUGAAUUCACCGUCAAGAAUGUCGAGGGAAGACGCCGUCACAGCAUCACCCCGCCAAAAGGCCCAGGAAACGCAACAUCUGCCGCCGCCAUCACCACCACCACUACCGAGCGAGGACGAUAGAAAGCCGUCGCCGCUUCCUGUAUGGCUACAACUGCGCAUCAAGGCCAGCGCGCUUUUGAACAGAUCCCGGCGGCACGGACCCGGCAACGUGGUUGUGCUACCCUUUAACAAGAUCGCCAAGCUCAAUGUUUCCGUCACUGAGAUCGCGGCCAUGAACUUUGUGCGUGCCAACACAUCGAUACCUGUUCCCGAAAUCCUUGAGGUUCACUAUGAUGCCAAGUUUGAAGGCUUUGCCAAUAUUGUCAUGACGAAGCUUGCCGGCGAUGACCUGGCGGACGUGAUCCAGGACAUGAGCGACGCGGAAGUUAAGUCGGUGGUGAAAGAGCUAUCGGGGUACAUGAAGCAGUUGCGACGCUUCGACAAAGACAUAGGCGGUAAUGCACCGGCGAUAGGUGGACUUGGCGGCAUCCCAGGAUAUGAUAGCCGCAUCGCCUCUAUUCCGUUUGGCCCGUUUGCCACGAUGGCGGACUUCCACACCUACUUACGCCUUAGAGAGCCUAUCGAGGAUUGGAUACUCGAGCCCGACGUGAUGGCGGUUCACGGGAAGCCAGAGGGAACGUAUAAGGUGAAGCUUACACAUGGUGAUAUUGCGCCGCGGAACAUUCGGGUUAAACGUGGUAAGAUUACUGGUCUUAUUGACUGGGAAUUUGCAGGUUGGUAUCCCGAAUACUGGGAGUAUACUAGGAUGUUCUUCCCAGGUGAAAGGCCAUACCUAAAGAACUGGUAUAAUGCUAUCGAGGAGGAAGACGGGAUAGGUAAGUAUAAGACUGAGAGGAAAGCAGAGGAGGCGAUCUGGUCGCGGCUUGGACCCUUUGGGUUUGAGUAA
Diaporthe amygdali is the source of this 948-nucleotide messenger RNA. RefSeq lists its product as uncharacterized. The transcript has 2 exons. The coding region runs from base 1 to 948 and encodes 315 amino acids. The record is from RefSeq and is a predicted model, not a curated record. Lineage: Eukaryota; Fungi; Ascomycota; Sordariomycetes; Diaporthales; Diaporthaceae.